This is a messenger RNA of Papaver somniferum (opium poppy), 342 nucleotides long. RefSeq lists its product as uncharacterized. The record is from RefSeq and is a predicted model, not a curated record. The coding region runs from base 1 to 342 and encodes 113 amino acids. The transcript has a single exon. NCBI's taxonomy places the organism in Eukaryota, Viridiplantae, Streptophyta, Magnoliopsida, Ranunculales, Papaveraceae.
AUGUGGAACAUUUGGUGGGCAAGAAAUAAGCUAGUAUUUACAGGGUCUCAAUUUGAUUGGAAGCAUAUUGUUGAGAAUUCUUAUAACUCUGCUCUGGAGUAUAUUCAAGCCACUGCUACCAAUCAUAGUAAAAACUCUAAACAAGUUAUUCAUAUUAAUUGGUCUCCUCCUUCUGAUGGCUUUAUAAAGUUGAAUGCAGAUGGUGCCUCAAAUGACAAGGGAAGUGCAGUCUGUGCUGGAGUUCUUCGCAGGGAUGAUGGGAGCUUCAUGGCCGCUUUUUGCAAGCAUAUCUAUCAUAAAAGCAAUAAUCUGGCAGAACUUUGGCAGUUAGAGAUGGUAUAA